GGUUGAGGACAUGUAAGCUGUGUGACUACGAGUCUCCAUCUCUUAUAUCUCCUUGUGUUUCCUUAUCUGAAAAAGCUGUAUCACCAUUCCCUCAGCUUUUCGUUUUUGCCAGUGUCUAUAAUUCUUACAUAUACCAAUUCUAUUUACAGUCUUUCGUUCAAAACAGCACAAUGGCAGCUGCUGUCAUGCAACCACUUUCAGCCAUGUCUCUUGAUAGAGAGAUCAUGGCUCCCUCUCCCAUCUCCAACAAUCAAUCUAGACAUGGUAGAGGUAAACAUGGAGGAAGUAUCUCCAACAACAAGAAGACUCGUCAGAGAGGCUACAGCAUUAUUGCAGAGCGCGACUCGACUGUCACUCGAGCCCUUACCAAGCUUCUCAAGCGUUCAGGAGAACAAGACCAGGAACAGGAAGAUGACUCAGAGAAGCCUGUCCCUGAUUCUGAGGGCUGGUUCAAAUGUGAAAAAGUGCUCGAAGACCUUAACUUUCUUGAUCUCGGUCUUUCAGAACUUCACAACAUCAUUCAGUCUCCUGCAAAAUCUCGGUUCACCAUAAAAUCAAUUUCCUCAUCUGAGAUCGAGUCAGAAUCUCCAUUCAACUACCUCAUUCGUCUCAACACUUCUUUUACUCCCACAACCACCACCUCAACCAAUCUAUCCUCAAUUUCCCUUCAACUUCUGACCGCCGCGACCGCAGAUCUACCGGAUCUCGUCGUUUACGAAACCUCCUACGCAAACUACCCUCUCAUUCUCGCUUCUGGGGGUAUCAAAAAAGCAGGCGGGCAAGCUCAUCUGGCAUUCUCUAGUAUCUUCAUCUCAUCUGAUGGUACCGAGACUCGAACAUCUUCAUCCACCAGCAAAGAUGAUGCCGAUAUAUCCAUUUACAUCUCUCUCAAAUCAACUCUUGAGUCUCAUCCCAAGAUCAAAUGGUACAAAAACGGUAAUGGCGGAAUAUUAAGCGAGGGAGAUGACGGAGGUAUGAUUCGCAAAAGUGUGUGGAAGAAGGUUGUUGCGAGAAGAGCAGAUAUCGGGGUCUUGUUUGAGAAUGGAGUAGUGAGGAAGGAGGUGCCGGUUGGGUUGAGGGGAAAGGGUAGUAAGGGGAAGAAGGGGGGGAGGGGGAAGGGAAAUACAUGGAAUCAGGAAAUGAAGGAGAGGAGUGAGGAUGAGACGGAGUCGAAUGAGGAGUGAAUUCUUUUUAGGGGAGGUUUUUUUUUGUUUUCGAAAAAUGUGGAUUGAGAUGUUGGGAAGCAAGCAGUUUGGAAAUAGAGAUUGAUUAGCACAGAUUCAUAUACAAAUACAGUGUUCUGCAGUUUUGUCUUUCUUUUAGUUCGCUGGUGUUCAAUUCUUAUUCUAUGGGGAAAGUAUGUCUUAACCACAGUCGCGUAUCUUCACCGAUGAAUAAACGAUGUCUGUUCACAAUUCAUAGGUAUCCCGCACGCA
Botrytis cinerea B05.10 is the source of this 1436-nucleotide messenger RNA. RefSeq lists its product as hypothetical. The record is from RefSeq and is a predicted model, not a curated record. The transcript has 2 exons. NCBI's taxonomy places the organism in Eukaryota, Fungi, Ascomycota, Leotiomycetes, Helotiales, Sclerotiniaceae. Gene Ontology annotation, biological process: tRNA splicing, via endonucleolytic cleavage and ligation. Bases 171 to 1184 code for a protein of 337 amino acids. Gene Ontology annotation, molecular function: tRNA 2'-phosphotransferase activity.